Molecule: messenger RNA, 410 nt
Organism: Eucalyptus grandis
Lineage: Eukaryota; Viridiplantae; Streptophyta; Magnoliopsida; Myrtales; Myrtaceae
Product: histone-lysine N-methyltransferase ATX4
Exons: 6
Coding region: 6-410 (134 amino acids)
Biological process (GO): regulation of transcription by RNA polymerase II
Source: RefSeq, a predicted model, not a curated record
AGAAAAUGGAACCAGCCACUGGAGUACUUAGAAUUCCUCCAACUUCUUUUUUGAAGAGUUGUGUAAUAUGUAAGCAGACUCAUGGUUCCCGCACUCAAUGCAGCAGAUGUCCUACUUAUUUUCAAGUUAUGUGUGCUGCAAGAGCAGGACACAGCAUGGAAUUACACUGCCUGGAGAAGAGCGGGAGUCAAAUAACAAAGAAGUUGAUAUAUUGCGCCGAUCAUAGAAGGUUCGACAGCCAAGAGGUUGAUUAUAACUAUGUCAUGGUCAUUAACAAAGGACAGAAAAGCAUCGAAUAUGUUUCAGUAAAUCUGGUAUACAUGGAUGGGGACCCUUUGCUCGAAGAAAUAUUCAGGAAGGAGAAAUGCUCUUCAAGAUCAAGAAGAACUUGUAAUCGAUGCCACAAAUAA